Molecule: messenger RNA, 3801 nt
Organism: Blepharisma stoltei
Lineage: Eukaryota; Ciliophora; Heterotrichea; Heterotrichida; Blepharismidae
Source: the annotation of a GenBank genome assembly
AUGAACAAAAGAGACCAUACAUCACCAAAAGCAAAAAGCCAGUAUGAGUUUAGCACGAACACUUAUAAGCAGAAAAUGAGUGUACUUAAAGAGAGAGAUAAUUAGGAGAGUUAAAAUGAGGAUUAUUUCAGCCCCUAGCCAUUCGAGUUUCACCCCUACCUUUCAUAUGGAGCUAGACACUGAAGCCACCAAGGCUCUUUUUCUCAGGGUCACAUCGUUUGUCUGACUGGAGAGUCACCAAACCUACUUGGACUAAAUUUUCAGCAUAGGAUUUCUUACUCCCCCCCCCCUCCGUGAGCGAACAAAAAAAUUUUUGUUCGCUCACGGAGGGGGGUUAAUUUUUAUUUUUUAAAAAAAAAUAUAUAUAAAUUUUUUAAUUGUAAAAUAAUAUUUUUUUAUAAGUUGAAAAUUAUUUUAAAAAUAUUAUGGGGGGAGAGUAAGGGAAUUUCCCAAAAAAAAAAGAAUACCAUUUGAUUAAAGGUAAAACACAGCUUAAUUUUUCAAUAAUUUAAUAAUCAAUAAAGCUAUUAGUAAUAAAUAUAUGCAUUCAGUUAAAAUAUUUUAUAUAUUUUCUUAUUUAAUAUAAUAAGCAAAUUCUCUAUAAAUCAUAAUAUAAAAAUGUACAAAGGGAAAAGAAAGUACAUUGAAAUUUGGCAGAAAGUUGAAAUUGCUGAAUUUUACAUUCAACACCAAAAUGAGAUGAGCAUGAGAGAUGUUGCUGCAAAAGUUUCAUGUCAACUCCUUUAGCUCGAUUUCCGAAUGGGUUGAAUAAGCUUGAUGAGUUGAAGAAAUCAGUAAAAUCUGAUAAAAAAUUAAAAUUAGAAAGCUUCACUCAAUUUCCAGAGCUAGAGAAAGAACUAGUUCAUUGGUUUACUGCAAUCCGUGAGCAAGGUAUUCAGGUUCUCAGAUCAACGAUUGAGGAGAAAGCAAAAAGUUUGGCGGCAGAAAAUGGGGAUUGGCGCGAUUCGGCUGUGGAGAUAAAUGGUGGCAAGGAUUUAGGACCAGAAAUAAUUUAUCUUUCAGAAAAAUCAAUGCCUCAAGCAUUAAGCCAAUCGAAAAAGAGGCAGAACUUGUCAGGCAAUACCUAGAUGAUUUAGCGUCAUUGCUUCCUCAAUUCGUUCCAUCUAACAUUUACAAUUUCGAUGAAACGAGAUUUGAUUGAGAUAUAAAAAAAGCAAGUUCACUUAUGAUUUCAAAGGGAACUCAACGAAUUCUAGGGCGUUCAAUCAGCUAAAAUGAACCAUUUUAUCACUGUUAUGCUUAUGAUUAGAGCUGAUGGAGAAAAAAUGCCUGCUUUUGCUCAUUUUUCAAGAGAAAAAUGGCCAGAUCCCGAACCUUGUAAGAGAAAGACUGAAUAUUCCAGAAAAUGUCAUCAUAAAAUCAAAUAAAUCUGGCUACAUUUCUGACCAGAUUCUUAAUGACUACCUCAGAACAAUAUUGAGACGAGGGAAACCAACUGCUGAUUUAUGAUCAGGCUGGAAGUCAUAAAACUAUCAUGAUUUCUAAUGCAAUUUCAGAUUUAGAUGCAACCAAAAUUGUGAUCCCUGGAGGGUGCACAAAGUAUUUGCAACCACUUGACGCACUGGUAAUUGCAAAUUUCAAAUCAAAAACAACAGAUUUCAGAAUCAAAUUCCAAACAGAGCAGAUUGAAAGAAGAUCGAAAAGAACUGGAAACCUCAAAGCUCUUGAUCGCCAGCAACUGAUAAACAUUGCUUCAAAGGCGUGAGAUGCUGUAAGCCCUCAACUUGUCAGAAAAUCAUUUGAGUUGACGGGUUCUUAUGGCGUUAAUCAUCCAAAGAUUUUCAGCCAUCAAGUUAAUAUGAAGAAGUUAAUUAUCUAAUCGAUUUCUUCUAUUCAUUUUUUUGUCUUAAAUUUAAAAUUGUUAAAUUCAACCUUUUCACUUAUGGUAUUCUUUUUUUUAACCCUUUGAAUAAUAUAUCAAACAAACUUAAUAAUUAUUUUUCAAUAUUAUCCUCUUUAUUUGUAUUAAAUAUAGAUAUAAUAAACUAUAUAUAUAAAAUUAUAUGUAAAAAAAUUUUUUGUUCGCUCACGGAGGGUGGGUUUUUGACCAAAAAAUAGGGAUUUUUCUAAUGGUUUUGUUCGCUCACGGAGGGGGGGGGGAGUUAGCAUCUGGUAGUGGUCAUAGUAUGAGGGAAUCGUCCGAUACCUCCUUCUGGAACUACCUCCGCCAUUUACAGGCAGCAGAAACUCCUCUAGAAAUGUUCGAUUAAUGCUACACCUUCGGUCUCUUGUCUGUGGGCCGAGAUAAACCCUGCCCCGGAGAGUUCCUCCACCUCGAGCCCAUAGCUCCUUCAAAAGCCAGCACAAUUCACUAACCCUUGAAGUUCCAGGCCUUCUCUCGCAGCAACUCCAUUAUGCAGAAAUUCCGCACUUAAAGAAGAAACUGAAAAAAUUAAAAGCUCAGUUGGUUUUGAAUUUAUAACAGAAACAAAAAUUAAUGAACCUUCAAGAAGAAGCCUAUCUCAAGAACCAUAUGAGACUGGAUCUAAGAAAACAGAACUAGCCAAACGUAAAAUUGCUGAUCUCGACCGACAAAUCGCUGAAAUGCAAAGCAAAAUAGCAAAACAGCGAGAAAUGAUAGGCGGAGUAAAAGGGAGCAAAGAAACAAACCUAAUUAUCAACCGAAAAAUCAAAAGCUUAGAAAGCAAACUCGAAAUCUCCCUUCAAAAAUACAAUGAAUCUGUCGCCAAAAACAAAAAAAUUCGUGAUGAAAUCGAUAAAGUCAGAAGAGAAAAAAACUUUUUUAUGAAUAUCUACAAAGAACUCGACGAAGAUAUUAAAAAGAAAAGGGAAGAAAUGAAAGAAAUCGUAGAAAAAGGAAAUAAAGCAAUCAGAGAAAGAGACCAAGCUAAAGAAAAAAUAGAAGAACUCAAGCAAGAAGCUGAAAAAGAAGAAAAAGAGUUUAAUUCUGAUUGGAAUAAUUUAGGAAAAGUCAUUGAAAAAGAAAAACAAAUAAAGGAAACCCAAGACGCGAUUUUAGAAAAAAGAAAAAAUGCUGAGCUGGAAAAUAAAGAAGCAGAGCAAGAACAAGAAUUAAUUAAAAAAAUCACAAAAUUGUCAUGGAAAAUUGCAAAAGAUAAGGCUGCAAUAUUGGUGUCAAGCAGAAAAGUUGAUGAGUAUCAGCUUAUUUGUGAUAAGCUGCAAGAGUAUACUGGAAUAAGCGAUAUUGAAAUGCUAAUUAAGCAGUAUCAAGAGACGAAAGAGCAUAAUAUAACAUUAGGAAAAUAUGUAGAAGAGCUCAAUUUAGACUUAGAAGCAAUAGAAAAUCAAAUUCAAGCUUUAAAAGAUGAGAUUUCUGAAAUAAAAGCAAAAGGGAACAGUUCAGAAGAAAAGAGAAUUCUUGCUGUAAAUGAAUUAGAAAAAAAAUAUUCACAAACUACAAAUAAAACUAGUGACUAUACCCAAAGGUGCGAAGAAAUGACAGAAACCUUCAAAUCAAUUAAAAAUGCAGUUGAUUUAUUAUUCACAAAACUAGGCUGCAAGCCAGAAAGCGAUAGACUUGUCUUAAACGAUGAAGAGAGCUUAAUACAAAAAUUAGGCAUUAUAGAGCAUAGAGCGACUGAAAUUAUUACACUUUUUAAAGAAUGCCAAUCAGAUAAAAGUGAAAUUCCCCAAAACUUCAAAAAAGACCUCAAAAAUUCUCCUAAAAUAGAAUUCACUGCGCCACUUAUGGCAGAAAAGGACCCACAAAUAGAAGACGAGGAUCUAUCUAUCCCACUAUCCUGGGAAGAUUUAAUGCAAAGGAGUCAAAAAAGCUAUAAGACCUUAAAGAAAAAGUAA